AUUGUAAUAAUUACUUUAUUCACUUAUGAUAUAGGUAACAAUGUUAGCAAAUAGGGUAUUUAUUGGUGUAAUUAUAAUCGCAUUAUUAGCAUUCUACAGGCUAAUUAUUGCUAUAUAAAUACAAUGUACCUUGAUAUUUUUGUCACUUUAUGUGUGAUUUUACUUUCGUGUAAAGUGAAAUUGGGUUUUUUUAAAAUUCAUAAUUACGUAAGUGUGCGUAUACAUAUAGGUAAGCACAAUAUUUUUAGUUUCAAUUUCAUUACACAUUAUCUACGCAUUUUUAGCAUAAAAAACAUCGUGACUGGCAUUUUUUAGCAAUGGCAAAGAGCAAACUCUAUUUAUCUCAACCAAGGAAAAGCAAAAAGCUACGCAUGAAAAAGAUAGCUUUAAUGAGGUGGAAGGCUAUCGGAAAAAAUUCGCAAAAUGUUCCGAAACUCCAAAGCGUUGGUACAAAUGAAAACCAAAUUUCGACUGAAACCAUUCUCGAUUUUGAAGGGCAAUUGGUAGUGUCUAACCAUACUGACUGCAGAGAACAAAUGAUGGAUGAAUUUAUCAAUUCCAAAUCCUCCUGUUAUAUUGAUUCCGAUAUUUCAAACGCAGGAAGUGUUAGAGACUGCUCAGAUAACGAGAUUUCUGGAGAUGAUUCAGAAGAUAGGUCCUUGGUUUAUGAGCAAAGCGAUAUGGACAUAAGUGAAGAUACGGACCUUGAGGAACUUUGCUACGAAAAAGCCACAGCCAAUAGUAGUUUGUUCAAAACAAGCGGUAGACGAAUUGUGAACAUUUCAUACCUUUUCAGUCAAUUGAAAUCUUUGAAGCAUGAAGGUUUUAACUGUUCGUUUUUUGACUUAAACCUUGUUUCUGAAAAAAUUGAGGGUUUACAUAGCGUUUUCUCCUUUAAAUGUGAAGUAUGUAAUAUUAUUCAAAAUAUAAGGACCGAAGAUCCAGAUAAUAAUGUAAACGUAAACUUGAUGGCUGCAAUUGGUUGUAUAAGUGCUGGUAUCGGUUAUUCGCAACUUUCUGAAAUUCUUGCAUCAUUGGAUGUCCCUAAUAUGUCACACACAACGUACAGCAAACAUCACAACCAGUUGUUUUCGGUUAUACAAACCAAAAAUGAGGAACUUAUGGUAAACGCUGGAAAAGAAGAGGCUUUGUUGGCGAAAACUUCCGGUGAAGUAAAUAGUAAAGGAAUACCGAUUAUAUCCGUUAUAGUUGAUGGAGCUUGGAGCAAGCGCUCAUACCGAACAAACUAUAAUGCUUUAUCUGGAGUUGCAUGUAUUAUAGGAGCAAAGACAAAAAAACUUUUGUACAUUGGAGUUCGGAAUAAGUACUGUUACGUAUGCGCAAGAGCAACAGUUUUAAAAGAUCAUGAUUGCUUCCAAAAUUGGCAUGGAACUUCUACAUCAAUGGAAGCUGACAUUAUUGUGGAAGGUUUUAAAAAGUCUGUAAAAACGCACAAUUUGAUAUAUGGGAGAGUGAUAGGCGACGGUGAUAGUAGCGUUUAUAGAAAGUUGACAGAAGCAGCACCAUAUGGACCGACAUUUGUAAUACAAAAAAUUGAAUGCCGUAACCAUCUACUUCGAAAUUAUUUGAACAAAAUCUCAGAAAUUUCAAAAGAUUCGAAUUUUCCAAUAGCACUACGAAAGAAGGUUACUAAUAGCGACACAUUGGGUCGCUUCCGGAAUGCGGUGACUAAAGCUAUUGAACACAGGAAAAACGAAAAUAAACCAUUUGAUGAGAAAACAAAUUCAUUGAAAGGGGAUAUUUUAAAUGGCCCAAAACAUAUAUUUGGGGACCACAGUGCAUGUGACGAUUACUUUUGCAAGGGCGGGGAGGAAAACCUUGUACCUGAUCUACAAUCAUGCGGUUUGUAUAAUGUAGUGAAAUCUAUAAACAUGCGAUUGGCAAACAAUGCUGCCAGUCUGCUACAUGACGUUGACACCAAGGCCGCCGAAACCUACAAUGCUAUAGUCGCCAAGUUUGUAGGAGGAAAAAGAAUUAACUUUUCGUUAAAGAAUUCUUACCAAAUAAGAUGUAUGGCGGCGGCAAUUUCUUAUCAUUCAUCUGGAAGUUUUAUGGCAAUUAUUUUAGAAGAACUAUCUGAAUCGGCUGCAGGAACUUAUUUAGAAAAGUAUUUAGUAAAGAGAAGUAAAGCCAGAGAAAUUCGGAGACAAGGAAAAUGUGUGAAGAGGAAAAAAUUUGCUACAACAGAUAGAUCUUAUGGUCCAGAGGCGUCUAACAUUAUAGCAGAUAUGGACGAAGCGCUUUACACAAAAAAGUGUAACGAAUUUUUACGUGAAUUGGAUCAAGCAGACAAAGAAUUAAUUUUUCGUUCAUCAUUGUUGCAAUCUGGGUCAGUUGUUUGGAAGAGUGAAAGGAUGAAACGAAUUACCGCGUCAAAUUUUGGAAAAUAGUACUUCAACAGCAAAAACAGUUUCAGCAUUAUUAUACUCUUCUUUUAAAGGUUCCAGUGCUACACAAUUUGGUUUAGAAAGUGAAGAAACCGCAAUUGCUUUAUUCGAAAGUAAAUAUAAUAAAAAGGUAAACAAAAGCGGCUUAGUAAUAGAUCCAAGUAUUUCUUAUUUGGCAUGUUCUCCGGAUGGCCUAGUAGACAAUAAUGCGAUUAUUGAAAUAAAAAGUUCGGAUAAAUCUGGUCUUUUGCCACCAACUGAUGCGAUACUGCAAAAAAAAAUUGAUUAUUGCUUGCUGGAGAAUGAUCAGAUUACACUAAAACGAAACCACAAUUAUUUUUAUCAGGUGCAGGGUUUGUUACAUAUAACUCAACGGGAAGUAUGCUUUUUUAUAUUGUAUACCAGAGGAGGAUUUCAUGUUGAAGAAAUUUUAAGGUAAUUAUUACAAAUUUUUAUUUAUUGACGUUUAUUUGUUAUAUUUUUAGGGACGAUUCUUUUUGGUCACAGUACAUGGAAAAACGGCUACGUGAUUUUUAUAUGUACAGUUUACUACCUGAAUUAGUAGACCCGAGAAGAUCUCGCCAACAAGAAAUUAGGAAGGUUUACCUUACAAAAUAAUUUUUCAUGUAAUUACUGUUAUACUAUACAAUGUACAUUUUUUUUUAUUAGG
This is a messenger RNA of Photinus pyralis (common eastern firefly), 3078 nucleotides long. RefSeq lists its product as uncharacterized. The coding region runs from base 318 to 2411 and encodes 697 amino acids. The transcript has 6 exons. Lineage: Eukaryota; Metazoa; Arthropoda; Insecta; Coleoptera; Lampyridae. The record is from RefSeq and is a predicted model, not a curated record.